Messenger RNA from Suillus bovinus, 610 nucleotides. RefSeq lists its product as uncharacterized. The transcript is spliced from 5 exons. The coding region runs from base 61 to 519 and encodes 152 amino acids. The record is from RefSeq and is a predicted model, not a curated record. NCBI's taxonomy places the organism in Eukaryota, Fungi, Basidiomycota, Agaricomycetes, Boletales, Suillaceae.
GAUCGCCCUUCCGAUAUCAAACCGACCACGUAGAACGACAUCUAUUCCUUUGGUUGUGUCAUGUACCAUUUGUUGACUCUGACUGUUCCUUGGCAUGACAUCGACGAAUUUCAAGUCCUUCAAAAAAUCCAAAAUGGAGAGGCUAUCCCGCGUCCUGAUGUAUCCGGGGCGAUGUCUGACGUCACGAACGCCUUCUGGAAUCAUAUCGAGCAGUGUUUGUCAAUGGAUCCACCUGCUCGUCUAUGUGCCUUCGUGGCUAUGACCUUCAUAGCGGACAGACUAAAGGCUUUGAAACAAGACGAUAUCCUUGUUGGAGGGGUACAGGAAGGCCAUCAAAGUGCAUGCUCGGUCGCAGAGCAGUCUUCCUUGCAAACCGUUUUCCUGUCAUGCAAUACCAAUCCCUCUAGUUCUCUAACAUACCAUUCCUUAUCUACAGUCACAUCACUAUUACUUGCUGGCCCUUUGAAUGUGUUGCUUUUCGGGGAGACUGGGGUCGGAAAAGCUCCAUUAUCAACUUGAUUAUGGGACGUGACGUCGCAUAGACGUCGUCAGGUGCAGAAACCUGCACAUUGCAGCAUACCUAUGAAGUCAAUCUUGCUGAUCGCCGAUU